This is a messenger RNA of Diatraea saccharalis (sugarcane borer), 1355 nucleotides long. The record is from the annotation of a GenBank genome assembly. Lineage: Eukaryota; Metazoa; Arthropoda; Insecta; Lepidoptera; Crambidae.
CAGGGCAACAGGCGGAGAACUCGCAUUCUUGCCUCGUGCCCCUACCGCAGUGUGAGCUAGCGAGCGACGAGAAACGUGCGUCUUUUACGCUCGUGAAUCGCGUAACUCCCGAGUCUCCUAACAUAAAAACUCGAAAAAGGAACACUAUGUUUAAGUGACAAUAAUGUAUUCAGUGAUAUUACUGUUGACACGCUAGAUUAAUGGCACGUGAAAAAAAUGUAUGUCAUUAAAUAUUCAUGAUAAGCUCGUUGGUUUCCGGAACUCACAGUUACUACUCAAUCAACAGAUUGAAUAUGGAGACUGAUAAGAUGUCAACGGCAUCGUCCGUGGGCGGCGAACGAAGACCCCUGAUGCAAGCACUGGUGUUAGAGAGACGUAUACUGUUCGCUUGCACAAUCCUCGUAGGACUGAGCACUUUUAUCUGGAUAACUGCUGUGUGUACAGAUAAAUGGGUCCACAUAGAAGGAGGAAAUGGUAUAUACUUAGCCGCCAAAGGAAGAUAUCUGCUAUACAGCGAUUCAGGAAUCUGGGAGAUUUGCAGACACGUCUUCCAGCCAUACUUCAUCCUAGACCCUUAUAAGAAUGAGAAAAUCAUGCCAAAACAACAAGAAGAUAUAACGGGUCUUAACGGGACAGUUUUAAUAAAAUGUACGAACUACCUAGCGCAACCUCUCACAGAAAACAACAAGCUGGCUGAUCCAGCUUAUGACCUAGAUAUAGCAAAUUACGUGCGAACAAUGAUAUCGUUCGGUAUCAUCAGCUUAUUCGUGAUGGCGAUGGGCUGUGGUUUCUCAAUAUACACCUUCAGAAAUCCACGUUAUAUGUUUAAACGUCUUGCCGCAGGCAUCCAUUUCAUAAGCACAUCCUGUACUUUCGUCGUGGUACAAGUGAUGAUGUCUUCAGUGGACCAUAUGAAGAAAAAUGUUAAAUAUGUAUAUCCAGAGCGUGCCUACCAUUACUUCCACAUAAGUUUCUUCUUGGCUUGGUUCGUGGUACUCGUGAACUUUGCAGCUGCCGCAUCCUUCUUAUGGUACUCAAGGAAAAGGAAAGGUGACAAAGCUGCCACAGACGAGUUGGCAAUGGCCGACGAACCAACAAUUAUAGGCCGAUGACGUCACAGCCUUAACAUAAUGCGAUUGAAGCAAAUGUUCCCUCUCGCCUCUUUACUGAACAGUGCUCAAAUGACCAAUAGCUAUGAUAGCAGUGUUAUUGUCUUCCAUAAUAACUUAUUCAAGUAUCUGGUUCGGCUGUUUGACCAAUGACUGAUGCUGUUAUUUCUUUAUUACUUGAAAUGACAAUUUUAUUAGUGUUAUCAACACAUUGAGCCUUGAUUUAUUUACAUUUAAAUACAUUAA